CCUGGACCGCUCCACGAAGAAAACUAUCUGCUCUAAUUUCAGACUGACAAUGCUGAUUCACUUCCGCUGACAUAUCCGACAGCCAAAUAAUUGUCACUGAAGGAAGCGCUUCCGAGUAAUGACAAUGUUGGGCAUGUAUGUGCCAGACAGAUUUUCUCUGAAAUCGUCAAAGGUCCAGGAUGGAAUCGGUCUUUACACGGCGAGGCGAGUGAAAAAGGGAGAGAAGUUUGGCCCCUUUGCAGGUGAGAAAAAGCUGCCCAGUGAGCUGGAUGAAGGCUCGGACACCAGGCUGAUGUGGGAGGUCCGUGGCAGUAAAGGGGAUGUGCUGUAUAUUCUGGAUGCGAGUAACCCACGCUAUGCCAACUGGCUGCGGUUUGUCCAUCAGGCGCCUUCGCAAGAGCAGAAGAACUUGGCAGCCAUACAGGAUGGAGAAAACAUCUUCUACCUGGCUGUGGAUGACAUAGAGACAGACACAGAGCUCCUGAUAGGCUACUUGGACAGUGAUAUGGAGGAAGAGGAGGAGGAAGAAGAGGAGGAGAUCAUCAAAGAUGAGGAUGAAAACAGUAAAGACGCCAAGCAUCUUGUUGAAAUGGAACUAGUAAUAAAGAAGGAGGACCACCCCUGCUUGCUGUGCGAGAGCAGUUUUCCCAGUGAGGAGAUCCUGGCCGCCCACCUCCAGAGCCUGCACCAGAGGCCCAGCACAGAGGAGAAGGAGUUCAAAUGCAGAAACUGUGGCAAGAAGUUCCCCAUCAAACAGGCUCUGCAGCGCCAUGUUUUGCAUUGCUCUGAGUCACUGGAUCCAUCAGCCGACUCUAAAGCUCACCAGUGCUCCUUGUGUCACAACACAUUCAGCUCAGAAUCCAGUUUUGAGCAGCAUAAGGAAGCCUGCAAAGGAGAUGCCAGGUUCAUCUGCAAAGCAGAGAGCUGUGGUAAAAGAUUCAAGAGCAAGGACGCGCUGAAGAAGCAUAAAGGAAAUGUUCACACAGGGAGCGCCCGACGGAAACUCACAUGCACCAUAUGCAACAGAAAAUGCUCGUCCUCUCUGAAUCUACAAGAACACAGAAAGGUACAUGAAAUAUUUGACUGCCACGCGUGCGAUAAGAAGUUCAUUUCUACAAAUCAGCUGAAACGCCAUAUGAUCACACACUCGGAGAAGCGACCGUAUACCUGUGAGAUCUGCAGCCGCUCGUUCAAGCGUCUGGAUCAGGUGACGGCUCAUAAGAUCAUCCACAGCGAGGAUAAGCCAUACAAAUGUAAGCUGUGUGGGAAGGAGUUUGCUCACCGCAACGUCUACAAGAAUCAUAAGAAGACCCACUCUGAGGAAAGGCCCUUCCAGUGUGAGGAGUGCAAAGCGCUGUUCCGCACCCCCUUCUCUCUACAGCGUCAUCUGCUCAUCCACAAUAGUGAGAGGACGUUCAAGUGCGACCAGUGUGACGCCACCUUCAAGAGGAAGGACACGCUCAAUGUCCACAUCCAGGUGGUGCACGACGGCCACAAGAAGUACAAGUGCGACCUGUGUGAGAAGGCCUUUGUUACGCCGUCGGUCCUCAAGAGCCACAAAAAGACACACACGGGGGAGAAGGAGAAGAUCUGCCCGUACUGUGGACAAAAGUUUGCCAGCAACGGCACGCUAAGGGUGCACAUACGCAGCCAUACAGGUGAGCGUCCGUACCAGUGCCCUUAUUGUGACAAAGCAUUCAGCAAGAACGACGGCCUGAAGAUGCACAUCCGCACGCACACUCGUGAGAAGCCGUAUAAAUGCAGCGAGUGUAACAAGGCCUUCAGUCAGAAAAGAGGGCUGGAUGAGCACAUGAGGACCCACACAGGAGAGAAACCUUUCCAAUGUGAUGUGUGCGACCUGUCAUUCAGCUUGAAGAAGAUGCUCAGCAGGCAUAAGCUGACACACAACCCUAACCGGCCCAUGGCGGAGUGCCAGCUGUGCCAUAAGAAGUUCACCAGGAACGACUACCUCAAAGUGCACAUGGAGAAUGUCCACGGGGAAACUGAGAGCUAGAGGCAAUUAUGAUGGAAGCACUGGCUGAAAAUCUCUGAUAUCUGAUUCCUCAGAUAAAGUUCAGUCUCCUGCUUCAUGCAGCCAGUAUGGCCUUUACAUACUGUAUACACAGAUGGAUAGAUAGCAGAAAUGUUGUUAUCAAAGAUACGUACAUGCAGAAUAUGGAAAAAAUCAAGGAGAGUAUUUGAAAACUGAAACAAAGACUGUACAUUUGUAAUUUUCAGUCAUACUGUUUAGAUGCUGCUUUGGAGAUUUGAACAAACAAAAUUCCAGGUAUGUUUGAUCUGCCUCCAGAGCCGCUGUCUGCUCACAGGGCAAACGAAAUGUCUGACAUUUCACUUCCAGCCUUUCUGACUUCUAACCAGUGUUACUGUUCCUACUGUUACACCCUGACCUCUUUCACUGUAGUAUUUACUGAAUACCUUACUGUACAUCUGUGGCCAGUUGGCAAUUUAAAAAAGAAAGAAUCAAACAACAGCAGCAUGCGACCAAACAUCUUUCAGUGCGCUUCUCUGGUUGUACCUGUACACUUGUUUACACAUUUCUUACAUUUUACAGCUGUUCUUUUGUGUUCAGACAUGUUUACUGCUUUGAUUCUGUUGGGCCCCUGAGCAUACUUUCAAAACAUGUUGCUUCAUUUAUGGUUUCCAAAUAUCACCUUUUUGAAGUAUUAAAAAAAAAAAAAAAAAGAUAGUCAAAGAACAGAUGGAGAGGGAGAAGUGGACCUCGGAAAACACAAAGUUUCUAUUUACAUGAUAGCUUGAAAGUGUAAGCAUGCUGUCCUCAGACAUUCGUGCUCCUUUUCCCAUAAAAACCUGCGGCUGUGUGAUGUUUGUUGCUCCAUGUGUGCAGAGUUCCCAAAGAGGUCAUUUCAGAAGACCUCCAUUUCAGAUUUCCUCUGAAAAUUGAAGGUCCAUAAGACCCGAUUUCUGUCUUUAGGUAAGAUUUGGUGGAUUACUGCUCGACCUACAUCAUUAACUUAAAGUGACUGGGUUCAGCUGUUGUCUUUCCCAUGACCUGUUGCAUGAAAAUCAGUGGUAUUUAAAGUGUGUUACUGUUCCUGGGUCCCAAAUUAGGGACCGAAAGAAAAUCCAAAGUACUGUUUGUUGACUUAUGUGAUGAAUUAAGUGUUUUCAUAUGAAUGGCCCAGGGUUAUUGGGCCUUAGAGUGUGUGUUUACAUUGUUCUUUAGUAAUGAGAGUUCAGUACAGUAUUUCAUGUAUUUCAGUAGUGAAAUUCUGUCCUGUUUUCCAUCCACAUUCAUUUGCUUCCUCGUUUACUGCCUCCUGUGAUUAAUGCCCAGUUUUCCAGCUGUUUAUUCUGCAUCUGUAGACUGUGAAUUGUCACUUCACACUUUUGUAUUUUGAAAUGUAUAAAACCUCAUCACCUACUAAACAUCCAUUUCCUCCACUCGUUCUAAUUACGUGUUUGUGAACUGU
Toxotes jaculatrix (banded archerfish) is the source of this 3452-nucleotide messenger RNA. RefSeq names its product PR domain containing 5 (gene prdm5). The record is from RefSeq and is a predicted model, not a curated record. NCBI's taxonomy places the organism in Eukaryota, Metazoa, Chordata, Actinopteri, Toxotidae. The coding region runs from base 119 to 2014 and encodes 631 amino acids. Gene Ontology annotation, molecular function: transcription cis-regulatory region binding; protein binding. The transcript is spliced from 16 exons.